Messenger RNA from Daldinia decipiens, 897 nucleotides. RefSeq lists its product as uncharacterized. The transcript is spliced from 2 exons. The record is from RefSeq and is a predicted model, not a curated record. Lineage: Eukaryota; Fungi; Ascomycota; Sordariomycetes; Xylariales; Hypoxylaceae. Bases 621 to 794 code for a protein of 57 amino acids.
CGAGGACUUGCAGUUCUACCAUAUCCAUUAUGCUCAUAUAAUUGAUAUAAUCACGUUGAGAGAUGCUCAGUAAUGAUAUACCAAGAUCCAAGUGUAUAACAUCAAGUUGAUUAAUGCUGAAGGCUUGGGCUAUGCACAGUAUACAUAGAGAGAUCACCUUAUAUAGAAACUCAACCGAUUAAGUACAUAAUACAAUGUGCUAAUACAGUGUGCAGUUUUGUAAUAGCGUAUAAAUUGGUAAUUGGAAUGAGGCUCUGAUGAGUACCUACUCGACCUCUAAAGGACAUCCAAGCAAAUAUUGGCGAAAAGAGGGAUCGUCAGCAGUCUUAGGCAGGCUCUCGGGGAAAAAACUCAAAGCAUAGGUAUUGAGAUGAAAAAGGACAUGGUGUGAGAAAUUCCUGAUUCGGUCAUUUCGCAGCCCCAGUCUACAUUUAUGCGUUUUCAUGGAUUUAUUGAUGCAACCUCUACGCUAAUAUAUUAAACAUUAAGAUAAACUGACUACGGCUCUCGUCGGGAUAGUAGAUGAGGCUCUGCUCUCUCGGUCAGAUAACCUGGUCCAUAUACAGCACCUAGGCUUUCAUCUGUGUAGUAGGCAACAUGGAAAAACAACUACAGAGAUUAUGAAGUCACACAUCGGCUGGAGUUCGCGGCAAAUCGUCGUGUCGAACCCAGAGCCGAAGUGGAAGUUCGUACAGCCCAACACCUUCCUGAGAGGCGACGGCACGGUCGAGCUGAGGGAAUAUCCGGCGAGAAACGAGGGCAUCAUCCAAUCGUUUUUCGAGAGGGGACUUUGAAAUGGAACACGGGUUACGGGAUGGGGGUGGACACGGACGCGCUGGACUUUUGAAUUAAGGCACGGGUAGCGAACAGGGCUCGAUCCGGGGUACGUCCGGAUAG